Molecule: messenger RNA, 1912 nt
Organism: Ceutorhynchus assimilis (cabbage seed weevil)
Lineage: Eukaryota; Metazoa; Arthropoda; Insecta; Coleoptera; Curculionidae
Source: the annotation of a GenBank genome assembly
GAAAUUUGAAAUUAAUAUAAGACCGCAGGUUUUCUAAUUACUAUUUUCAGGCGCGAUACCAGGCUGGUGAAACCUGAUUUUAUAAUAAUUAAUAUCGAUCAGUACUGAUCGUGGUGGUUUGGGUUUAGUGGAUUAUAGUGACAUCAGGCUCUCAAGUACUAGGGAUCUUUUCAUUUCAAAUUAUGGAUCCCAAUCUGCUCCCAACUGUUCUGAGACCCUCAUUACCGCCAAAACUACAAAAAAUCAAGUACGGCAGCUAUACAGAAAAAGACGCUGACUACCCAAUUCAUUUGUAUUUGAAAGAAAAUGAUAUAAGAAUUCAAGAAGAUGGUAGUGAAAUCAUUGAAUUUUUGAGGGGGAAAAAUGUAUUGAUUUCCGGCGCUACUGGAUUUUUAGGCAAGCUUCUUCUAGAAAAGCUGCUAAGAUGCUGCAAAGACAUUGGAACAAUCUAUGUCAUUAUUAGAACAAAAAAAGGAGUAGAUACUCAAAGUAGAACAGAAGAUUUCCUUAAUAACUGGGUAUUUUACAAAUUGUCUCAAAUCCAUCCCAACUACAAAGACAAAGUGGUAGGAAUCAGUGGAGACUUUGAUCUCGAUGGACUAGGACUUUCGGAUGAAUCGAGGAAGAUUUUGACAGAGAACGUCAACAUCAUUUACCACGUAGCAGCCACAGUCCGAUUUGAUGAACCACUCAAAAGGGCUGUCAAAAUCAACAUCGAAGGAUCUCAGCAAAUGAUUCAAUUGGCCAAAAAAUGCAAGAAACUGGACGUUCUUGUUUAUGUGAGUACAGCGUAUUCAAACUGCCAAGAAACGCUGAUCAAAGAAGAAUUUUAUCCACCACAUAUAGAUCCCUAUAAGCUAAUGAUGAUAGCUAAGGAGUUACCGGAUAUUGUUCUGGAAAAAAUCACACCAGGAAUGUUGCAAUCAAUUCCUAACACCUACGCUUACACCAAACAGAUAGCAGAAGAUCUAGUUAAAAGAGAAGCCGUGGGAUUACCUGCGUGUAUUCAAAGGCCAUCAAUAGUAAUAGCUUCCGCCAAAGAACCAAUAAGAUCAUGGGUGGACAAUAUUUACGGACCCGUAGGCUUAAUUGAAGGUGCUGCCAUAGGCCUUCUACACAUAAUGCCUGUAAAUGGUAACGCAAUGGCCGAUUGUGUACCUGCUGAUUUCGUUAUAAAUAAUUGUAUAGCCGCUUCGUAUAAAACUGCAAAAGAACGAAAACUUGACCAAAUUCCCAUCUAUAAUUUCACGUCUUCAAGCUCAAAUCCUCUACAUUGGAAAGACUUAUUUUUGACCACCAAGCAAGGUAAAAAAGUAGGCUCCACAAUACUUAUCAGUAAAGGAUUCUUUAAGUUUACUACUUGCUGGACCUGGUACUAUAUUGUAAGCUUUCUACUUCACACCAUACCGGCCGUUAUAGUUGAUUUUGUGCUGGAAAAGCUAAUGGGGAAGAAGCCUUUGCUUCGGAAAGCCUAUGGAAAAAUUGACAAAUUCAUUAACAGCUUAGUUCAUUUCACACUGAACGAAUGGAAGUUUGUUGAUAGAAAUACGCAAUGCUUAUGGGACGAACUUAACGAUAGGGAUAAAGCAAACUUCCCGUUUGAUAUAAAGGUCUUGGAUUGGCAAGACUAUUUUGACACGUCUUUGGCUGCAAUGAGAGAGUUUCUAGUCAAAGAUUUUUUGGAUACUUUGGAUGAAGGAAGAAUGUUAAUGUUGAAGUUGGACAUAUUGCACUACUCGUUGGUGACGCUCAUACUAGGAUUGUCAGUGUAUUUCUUAGCAAACACCAUAUUCUUUUUUAUUCCUUUAUUGUUCGUCAUUGUAACUAUAUUUUUUAUCAUCCCUUGAAUGUUUUCUAUUUUUAUCUAUUGUUAAUAUCUAUUGGUAAGUUAAUAAAUAUGUUUUAAAUUCAA